Messenger RNA from Symbiodinium natans, 600 nucleotides. The record is from the annotation of a GenBank genome assembly. NCBI's taxonomy places the organism in Eukaryota, Dinophyceae, Suessiales, Symbiodiniaceae.
AUGGCGAUGCUCCUGUCUCGAGCCUUGCGCUCGGGACACUUGAGCUCCUACUCGGCGGUGGGCAAGUUCUCGCACUUCUCUCUGCGCCAGCGAUACACGCAGAUGCUGAAGGCGCAGACGGAUCCGGCGCUCGCGGACUUCUUCUUUGAGAAUUACCUCCGCGCAUUCUUCGCCGACCCGCCUUCGUACAACUACUGGUUCAUCAGCAUUGCAGCCUUCGGAGCCUGUGUUGGCAUCCUGACCCGCAAUUUCUUCUUCAACCCGGAUGUCAUGUUCCGCUACCAGGAGAAGCGCAAGCCUUUGCCUGACCGCCACAGGCAGUGGACGUACUCUCUUCCCUUCUUCAACCACCGCCUCCGCAACAUGUGCUGCAAGUACAAGGCCUGCAUGAUUGACAACGAGCCGGACUGGGCUGAUGACCACCCUUUGGGCUACCGCCCAAACCGAAAGCAGUGCCACAGGCGCCCCUACAUGUGGAUCCUCACCAUCCCACGCUACACCAUUGAGGAUCCCUUGUACACCUCCGUGACCCAUGAGAACAUGAACCGCAUCUACGAGGAGGUGGGUUACACCAAGCCAGCCAAGACCGAGGAGGAGUGA